Molecule: messenger RNA, 2466 nt
Organism: Ceratotherium simum simum (southern white rhinoceros)
Lineage: Eukaryota; Metazoa; Chordata; Mammalia; Perissodactyla; Rhinocerotidae
Source: RefSeq, a predicted model, not a curated record
CGGAGGAUGUGGGGGCGUGGAGCUGGGAGGCCGGGGGCGGGCUAGGCCUGGGGAGGACCGGUCCCAGGACCCGCAGAGGGUUCCACGCCUGGCCUUCAGUAGGGGUCAAGACGCAGGCACCUACGGCAAAGGGGAGCAAAGCCGGGCUCGGCCCGAGGCCCCCAGGACCUCCAUCUCCCAAUGCCGGAGUUCCCUCCCAGGAAUCCACCACGUGAUGGUCGGUCCGCUGUCUCUGACUCUAGGACCCCGCUAAGCGCCAUGGCUCCCAAGAAGCCCCGCUGCCUUCCCUCCCUGCUGCUGCCGCUCCUGACGCUGCUGCUGCCCCAGGCAGACACUCGGUCGUUCGUAGUGGAUCGGGAUCAUGACAGAUUUCUCCUGGACGGGGUCCCGUUCCGCUACGUGUCUGGCAGCCUCCACUACUUUCGGGUACCGAGGGUGCUUUGGGCAGACCGGCUUUUCAAGAUGCGAAUGAGUGGCCUCAACACCGUGCAGUUUUAUGUGCCCUGGAACUACCAUGAACCAGAGCCUGGGGUCUAUAACUUUCAUGGCAGCCGAGACCUCAUUGCAUUUCUAAAUGAGGCAGCUAUAGCGAACCUGUUGGUCAUACUGAGACCAGGACCUUACAUCUGUGCAGAGUGGGAGAUGGGGGGUCUCCCAGCCUGGUUGCUUCGAAAACCUAAAAUUCAUCUGAGAACCUCAGAUCCAGACUUCCUUGCCGCAGUGGACUCCUGGUUCAAGGUCUUGCUGCCCAAGAUAUAUCCAUGGCUCUACCACAAUGGGGGCAACAUCAUUAGCAUUCAGGUGGAGAAUGAAUAUGGUAGCUACAGGGCCUGUGACUUCAGCUACAUGAGGCACCUGGCUGGGCUCUUCCGUGCGCUGCUAGGAGACAAGAUCUUGCUGUUCACCACAGAUGGGCCUGAAGGACUCAAGUGUGGCUCCCUCCAGGGACUCUAUACCACUGUAGACUUCGGCCCAGGUCUCCUGAGCAAGGGUGAGGAGUGGAGUUGGGGAACGGGCCCCUCUUCUAUGAUGUUUAUCUUUCACCUUUGCCUCCUUUCUGCAGCUGACAACAUGACCAAAAUCUUUGCCCGGCUUCGGAAGUAUGAACCCCAUGGACCACUGGUGAACUCCGAGUACUACACAGGCUGGCUGGAUUACUGGGGCCAGAACCACUCCACACGGUCCAUUCCAUCUGUAACCAAAGGACUAGAGAAAAUGCUGAAGCUGGGAGCCAGUGUGAACAUGUACAUGUUCCACGGAGGUACCAACUUUGGAUACUGGAAUGGUGCUGAUGAGAAGGGACGCUUUCUUCCAAUUACUACCAGCUAUGACUAUGAUGCACCCAUAUCUGAAGCAGGGGACCCCACACCUAAGCUUUUUGCUCUUCGAGAUGUCAUCAGCAAGUUCCAGGAAAUUCCCUUGGGACCUUUACCUCCCCCCAGCCCCAAGAUGAUGCUCGGACCUUUGACAUUGCACCUGGAUGGGGAUUUGCUGGAUUUCCUAAACUUCCUGUGCCCUCAAGGGCCCAUCCAUUCAAUCUUGCCAAUGACCUUUGAGGCUGUCAAGCAGGACCAUGGCUUUAUGUUGUACCGGACCUUCCUGAGCUAUACUGUUUCUAAGCCAACACGAUUCUGGGUGCCAAACAACAGAGUCCAUGACCGUGCCUACGUGAUGGUGGAUGGGGUGUUUCAUGGUGUUUUGGAACGAAACAUGAAACACAAAUUAUUUGUGAUGGGGCAAGUGGGGGCCAAACUGGACGUCUUGCUGGAGAGCAUGGGGAGGCUCAGUUUCGGGUCUAACAGCAGUGACUUCAAGGGCCUCUUAGAGCCACCAGUUCUGGGGCAAACAGUCCUUACCGAGUGGCUGAUGUUCCCUCUGAAAGUUGAUAAGCUUGUAAAGUGGUGGUUUCCGCUCCAGCUGCUGAAAAAGUCACGUCCUCAAAAUCCCUCUGGCCCCACCUUCUACUCCACAACGUUUCCAAUUUUAGGCUCAAGUGGGGACACAUUUCUCUACCUACCUGGAUGGACCAAGGGCCAAGUCUGGAUCAAUGGGUUUAACUUAGGCCGCUACUGGACAAAGCGGGGGCCACAACAGACCCUUUAUGUGCCAAGACCCCUGCUGUACCCUAGGGGAGCCCUCAACAAAAUCACGUUGCUGGAGCUAGAAAAUGCGCCUCCCCAGCCCCAAAUCCAGUUCCUGGAUAGGCCCAUCCUCAACAGCACCUUGCAUAGGACAUACAUCUAUUCCCUCACAGCUGAUGUACAAAGUACCCCUGAGCCAAUGGAGUUAAGUGGGCACUGAAAGAAAGGUAACCCUUGGACCUGGGACAUGGAGGGGGCAGGAUGCCUUGGUGCUGGCCACAGUGACCACAUGGAACCACAGGCCACAGGCCUGAAUGUAAGUUCAAGGGCAGUUUCCAUGCCAAACUUUAUUGUGAUUAAAGUUCCAGAGAUGGUCCCACCUCCA